This is a messenger RNA of Schistosoma rodhaini, 4204 nucleotides long. The record is from the annotation of a GenBank genome assembly. NCBI's taxonomy places the organism in Eukaryota, Metazoa, Platyhelminthes, Trematoda, Strigeidida, Schistosomatidae.
UUUUUUCCCUCUACUAUCGUUAAUAUACUUAGGUUCCUGCCUGGAGGUAUUGGGGAUACACUGCUACUAGAUACGGAAGCCGGUUUAGCUAAAGCUUCUACUCCGUCCACAACCAUUUGAAUAUCGACUUUGCCAUCGAAUCACCAAAGAAUGGAAUUCAUUAUCUCGUCACAUGAUUGAUGCUCCACUUGCCAACGAUUUUAAAGGAUAGUUGGAUCGACUGUGAAACCACCAUUGCCAGGUCUAACACAAGCAAUCAAGACUCUUGUCCUUUCCAAACCGAAUUUGAUUGGACAGUACAUUCCGCUGCGUAUAAAAGGUGCGUAACAUUGUGGGCUGACGAGUGUUCAGUGCGUAUGCAUCUGUUUAAUUGUCUACAAAUCUACGAAACAUUUGACCUCAGUUUGGCCAUUCAACUUACUGUUUAAAAGUCGUGUUCAUUUUUCCUGGUGCAUUAACAUGAAACAAUUAUGCAAUCGAAUUACGAUUAAUUAGUCACAAUUGAUUAUUUUAAUUAGAAUGCCGACACUUUUAGAUGUUAUUAACUGUCAAGUAGACGUUUUAAUAAACACCGUUGAGAUAUAUAGUUAAAAAUUUAGCUGUUCUAAACUCAAGAAUCUGUGGGCCUAGAUUCAUAAGCUAUUUAACUUUAAAAGGUUAUUGUCCAUGUACCUCGGGUAGUCUGUGAUAUAUAUAUCACAGACUUGUUAGGAAGUAUAAUUCCUAACAAGUAUGUACCAUUAACAUGACUUGACCACCAAAACUAUCUGGGUUCAUAUACGAGGGGGUGAGCGAACCAGGAAUGGUCAGGUUGUUAAUCUAGUCCCAUAUCGUUUUUUAGAUUGAUCUUACGAAUCCAGUCGUUUUCAAGAGAUUACAAAAUCCCAUGUGAUUCAUCACCAAUUAGUUACUAUUUUUAUUUGUCCUAUAUAAAACCCGACAACGUGACGUCUCUCAAAGCCUGUCAUUGUGCUUUACUCGACUGUUUCUGUGCUAGCGAAUAGCUCCUCAUAACUAUAGCCUUACAUGUCCGGCUUUUAAUAAUGGUGGGUCAGGGUAUUCAUUGCUACGCUAACUUAAGGAGGGAAUUCGCUUGCUAUCCCAAGGGAUGGCUUGGAUCCCAGUUUUCUGGCCCAGUAUAUUGUCACCUCAUAUAUAACAGCUUUUUAAUAUCUAAAAGCCUUAAUCUACAGUUGUGGACCAUUUUGAAAAGUGUAGAGUCCUCCCGUAAAGUAAAUUCUUUGUAAGUAUAUGUGGUGGCUAGAAAAGGUCAAGUAAGUUUGAUGAAGCUCCAGAUCUCAAAACUUCAGCCCACAUUUUCUAAGUCAGUCAGUCAGCUACAACGUAGGAUCAGGGACAUAUAUGCAUCGGUCUAAGUUGCCACACCUCAUUAGCACAACAAGAUGAACACCGAAUUUAUAGAAGUAGUUACUUCACUGGUAGCGAUUUUCUAAAAUUUUACCAGAUUUUCAUGGUUCAAACGCAAUCAGAAAUGACAGACGCGCUUGCUUUUCGGUAAUUUACUUAUGUCACAAGGUCAUCAUCUGCAACAACUACAGUCAUACACUAUUAAUUUAAUGGUUUUGGACAACAAUAUGUGGUAUUUGUCUUUUAUUUCUUCUAAAAUGGAAAGAUUGAAGAUUUCCGAGGAACUAUAGAUGUGCCAAUAAGUAUUUUAAAUUAUGGAUACACUCUUCGUACAGCUACGUUUUAUAAGAUGAAUAUUUAUUUUUUUAUUUAUUUAAACACAAAUAUCGGUACAAAGGGGCACCAAAUGCAUAUGCGCCACACAAAUCUCAUUUGAUUUGUGUGAGGGCUGUGAUACUGCUCGGGUGCCCAAACCGAAGCAGGUGGCUUUCUUAGAGGGCCACACCCGGAGCCUUCGACCUAAAGAUCUGAUCCACAAGGCAGUGGAGCAUCGUAAGGAGAUACAGUCCCAUGGUAGGUGGUGACCAGCGACUGGUUCAUACGCCAUUCGUUCUAUCAGGAUACUGGAGCCCAUGUGCACCAUUAGUUUGGAAUCGGGGUUUUCCAACUCCCCUAGGUGGAUCCUCCACAUCCACCAACCCGGUUAAAGCGCCGGACAUUCGCCUUUCGUCCUAUCUUUUUUUGUGAACAACACCCCCGCCACGAGAAGGUAGUGAAUAGGACUUCCCUGGCAGAGGCUAUAUAUUCGCGUGGCCAUAUAAGAGCAUUUCGAGAGGGAGAGCAGACUCUCCCCACUCUCGGCCGUACCAGGGCAGUUGGGGUCUGAAUAAUUUAAUUAUGAAGCUUUUGCUGUCUUUCCAGACUAAAUCAACAUAAACUUUAGGUAGAAUUAAGGUACUGGAAUGUCUGUGCAAGUGAUUAAGGAGGUGCUUAAAGAUGAAAGUAUGUCCCAGUCAGUAGACAUAAAUCUUAUUUAAAAAUGUGAUAAUCAGAUCAUUAGUACUUAAAAAUACUAAUCGAAGUAGCACAGAUACCAAAACAAGACAAGUAAUAAGUGAAAAACAAUGGACUUCUCCCUUUUAUAUAUAGUGGGUUGAAACUGCGCAAGUCAAAGAACUUCAAUACAACCAGUUCUCUUACUUCUUAGGACCCUGACACUAAAUCUGUCAAUAAAAAAUUAACAUUGCAACCUGUGGUGCAUUCAUGUGACCAGUCUUCCAAACCUCCCAUAUAAUCUACGGAUAUGGUUAAAGACAUUCAAAUCAACUUCAAGGGCUUGAUGGUAUCCUUUGGCGGCACAGUCUUAUUUACUUCAGUUAAAGCAGGGGUAUUAAAAGAAAUUGUAUUCCUGCUCCUCAUCAACAAUACAGAUCUUUUUAAAUACAAAAGGUUCAAAGUCAUGGUUUCGUUAAACUCAUCGAUUUAUAACUAGCAGGAUAUUUCAUAUUUAACAUAUAUAUAUAUAUAUAAGUAUAAAUUUGCAGAAGAACUAGAAUAUAAAAUAAACAUUGAGGGUUCAGAAAACAAAGGAAGUCGUUCAUAAUCAGAACAUAUGCAGCAAACACUUUAUAUAUGUUAAUAUCUGUGAGGACCGAUUAAUAAUAUAAAGAUGUAGUCUUUUAAUUAAGGAAAAUAAGUGUAUUUUGGUGUUUAGAUAAGGCAGCGGUAAAACAAGGUUUAUAUAAACUAAGUGGUGUAUUAAUAUAGUACAUUUUUAACAAUCUGGUCGAACACUUGCUUGUUAGGGAUUUAUAUACGAAGGAGGAUGAGAUAGACGUUUGUAUAAUGUAAUAUACAGUGUUGUUCUUGUUACCAUGGGUCCCCUCCCAGCUGACCUUCGUUUUUUCAUGUAUAAAUUUCAUAACAAAUGAAUUUGUGGUUAGACUGUCCAAAAUGUAUUGUGCUAAUAUAUUACAUAAUUUUGACAGUGAUUUUAUUGCAUCAUCUAAUUUUAUCAGAGGGAUUAGUUGUUUCGAAUUUCGGUGUUUAGUUUUCUCCGUAACGUCUGUUUGUUACAUUUCUUUUUCAGAUUCUAAUACAUUCGGGAAUAUAACCUAGAUGCGUUCAGUACCUUUACGAUCUUUCAAUGACUUUUUAGGCUUUGGCGCUCGAUACAGUAUACCCAGAGGAUGUAAAUGGAAUGAACGAAUGGUUUCAAAUCUAAUUUAUUAUCAGUCGAAUUACUUCCUUUUAAGCUUGAUUAUAAUAAUAUUACUCAGCGCUCUUAAUCCCAUUCCCGUAUUAACAGGACUUCUUGUGAUAUGCUUACCCUUGAUGAUUCUCCUAUUUUUAGAUACAAGAACCCUUAACACCAUUAACCAACCAAAGAUACUUGUACCCGUAUGUAUUGUCAUCGCCAUGUUACUGAUUCGUUUCAUAUCUCGAAUAAUCCUUUUCUUUUGUGUUCUACUUGUCCCAGUACUAACAGUAUGCCUUCAUGCCCUCUGUAGACAACGCAAUUUAAAGAACAGAGUUUGUAAACUUGUGGAAUCAGUUCGCAUUGGAGAACAAAGAACAUUAAUGGGAUAUAUGCUGGAAGUAUUUGGUGUAGAUGUACGACUGCUUACUAUCGAUAACUAGUUGCAGAUCAUCUCGAUUAAAAAAGAUGCAUUUUUCCAUCCAACAACUCACUCCGUAUUGUCUCGCUUUUAUUACUGUUGCUUUCCUCAUAUAUGAAAUACUUCUAUUGUUUCUGUGAACUUCAGAUUCAUUUAUUGCAUGAAUACUUCACCAAAUAAGUCCUAACUCGUCUCAGAAAUAUACACAUAUUGAUUGU